Alternaria hordeiaustralica is the source of this 1251-nucleotide messenger RNA. RefSeq lists its product as uncharacterized. Gene Ontology annotation, molecular function: 1-alkyl-2-acetylglycerophosphocholine esterase activity. Lineage: Eukaryota; Fungi; Ascomycota; Dothideomycetes; Pleosporales; Pleosporaceae. The record is from RefSeq and is a predicted model, not a curated record. The coding region runs from base 1 to 1251 and encodes 416 amino acids. The transcript has a single exon.
AUGCCUGUACACCAAAACGCCGAACUCCUCGCUCCCCCACCGAAGUCCGAUCGAUGGCCCGUUAUGAUGUUUUCCCACGGACUGGGAGGCACACGGAACGCAUACUCGCACAUCUGCGGGUCGCUUGCAAGUCAUGGAAUCGUAGUGGUAGCGGCAGACCAUCGCGAUGGCAGUUCGCCUCUCGCCAUCCACCACACGCCGGAGGAGAAGCAGAAGACGAAGCGCGUCGACUACCGGUCCAUUGCGCAUAAGGCGAGCACAGAAGUAUACGAAGCACGAGACGAGCAACUGAAGAUACGGCUAUGGGAGUUGGGCAUGAUGCACGACGCGGUCUUGAAAAUCGACGAAGGACGUAAACUCAAGAUCGUAGCCCAAGACCAACCCAAGGGAAAGAACCUACUCAGCAUGUUCUCCAACAUCCUCAACAUCCACGAGCCCGGCUCCAUCAGCUACGCAGGCCACUCCUUCGGCGCAUGCACAAUGGUGCAAUUCGUAAAAUCCGUCUACCACCGCCCUUCCACCCCAACCCCAGGCUACAAACCCCUCUACACCCCCUCCUCAGACUCCAGCCUAGUCCAACAAAUCACACCCAGCAACUCCGUCACCCUCCUCGACCUCUGGACCCUCCCCAUCCAAAGCCCCGCCACAAGCUGGCUCCGCUCCAAACCCAUGCCCUGCUACGAUGCCCCCUCUGGCGGCAAGAACCUGCUAGCCAUCGCCUCCGAAGGCUUCUACAACUGGUCCUCCAACUUCCGCGAAACGAAAUCCAUCUUAUCUCCUCCUUCUCCCCAAUCUUCGAAACACACAAACCAACCUGGUCCCCACAUCUUCUACCCCAUCGCCUCAGCGCACCUCUCCCAAUCCGAUUUCGGCGUCCUGUUCCCCUGGGUCACAACCAAGGUUUUCGGCGCAAAGGAACCUGAACGCGUACUGAGACUCAACACACGCGCGAUACUGCAGAUGCUAAGGGAGAACGGAGCGAGGGUUGCGAAUACGAGUGCGGCGGAUUUGGAAUUGGAGGAUGAGCCCGGCCCGGCGAAGGGCUGGAAUUUGGUUAAUGAUACUACGAUUUUGAGUAGGACGAAGGAUAGUGUGAGGGGGUGGGUUAAUAUUAGUGUGGAUGGGGAGGAGAGGAGGGGGGAGGAGAAGGUUAUGAGCCCGUUGGAGAAGGUGGGGAGUGCUGGGAAGGGGCCCGGGGAUGCUGUGGUUGAGGGGGAGGCGCUGGGGCAGGUUGUUGAGGGGAAGGCUUGA